Molecule: messenger RNA, 916 nt
Organism: Spodoptera exigua (beet armyworm)
Lineage: Eukaryota; Metazoa; Arthropoda; Insecta; Lepidoptera; Noctuidae
Source: the annotation of a GenBank genome assembly
CAACGGACGGUCCGCCGAAACGCGCGACGCUUCGCGUUUCUGCUAAAGAGGCUUAAGCGUAAGUGGUAGUAUAAGCUUAUAAAAGCUGAUUCGUGCAUGUUUUAUGUGUAGUUAAGUGUGUGUGUGUGUAGUGCGAUGGAGUGUAUCACAGCUCUCUGUUUAGUUUUAACCUUUGUUUCCAUUUGCCAAACGGUCCCACAAGAAAAAGUGACUGUGACGGCUGUACAUGGGAGACUUGGACAAAUAACUGGCGGCAAAUUUGGACCUGGAAGCUUCAGUAUAGGUGCACCUGGUCAAAAGAUUACAUCGAAAUUUGAAACUGAAGAUGGAGAACCUGUGGCUAUUAUAAAAACAAAACCGCAUCGGAAACAAAAUCCACCACAACAAGAUGAUCUUCCAAAUAUUUCAAACCUGGAAGAUGGCGCAGAAAUUGAUUCAAGUAAACUUCAAAAGAUACACGAAGAGUCAGGACAUAGAGGUAAAGGAGGUGAAGGUGGCAAGGGAGGUGGUCAAAUAACAAUAGGUAAAGUUGUUAUUGCCAAAAACAAUGAUAAACAAGAGAAAAGAAGGGAAAAUAAUAAUCAAGAAUCUGUUACUCUAUUAGAAGCAGUAUCCUCUUUUGAUGGGCCAAUAAACACAUCUAAAGGUAAACCAAUAAGUGUUGGAACUAAAACUGUACAGAAUCCUAAAGAUCACGCUGGAGCAGGAGCAACGAGUUUAAAAAAUCAAAAUAUAAGACCAGAAAAGGUUAUUCCCGAGAAAACUUUACGUGGGUCACUUGUCAAUGAUAAUGGAAAUGUCUACACUGGAGGUCCUAAUGAGCGUUGGGUGUGGCAAUAGACUCGGGACAUAUCAAGUUGAGUCCUUAGAAACUCCAUAGCCCGGAAGCUAUUCUUAAUCCGAGUUGAUGUACCUA